Messenger RNA from Mauremys mutica (yellowpond turtle), 4954 nucleotides. RefSeq lists its product as uncharacterized. Bases 124 to 3615 code for a protein of 1163 amino acids. Gene Ontology annotation, molecular function: zinc ion binding; protein binding. The transcript is spliced from 18 exons. Lineage: Eukaryota; Metazoa; Chordata; Testudines; Geoemydidae. The record is from RefSeq and is a predicted model, not a curated record.
UUACUGGUGAUCUGACUCCAGCUCAGCAAACAGCCUAACACCCAAUUGCUGCUGCUGCAGGCGGGGCGCAUUUCUGAGCUCGGGAAAGUGAGACUAACCCUGUGAGACUGUCCAGAGGGAGCCAUGGCCACAGACAACCCCGUGGAAAGUCUCCAGGAGGAAGCUACGUGCCCCAUCUGUCUGGAGUAUUUUAAGGACCCGGUGAUUAUAGACUGUGGGCACCAUUUCUGCCGAGCCUGCAUUGCCCAGUGCUGGGAGGGAUCGAAUACAGACGUCUCCUGCCCUCAGUGCAGAGAAACUGUGCAACAGGGAAACCUCAGGCCGAACAGGAAGCUGGCAAAUGUUGUAGAAAUGGUCAAACGGCUGAGUUUACAGGCAGCAAAGGGAGCAGGAGAGGAGAGGGUGUGUGGGGAACACCAGGAGACUCUGAAACUGUUCUGUGAAGAGGAUCAAACUUCUGUCUGUGUGGUUUGCCAUCUGUCCCGGGCUCACAGAGAGCACAGGGUGAUUCCCAUAAAGGAGGCUGCCCAGGAGUACAAGGGGACUUUUUACACCAUGGCCGGUGUUAACAAUCACUGUUUUGCUGGAUGCAAAGGCUGCUUUUCCGCCUCCUGUCUCUCACUAGCCCCUGCUGGCUCCCUCCCUCCCUCACUGCUUCCCUGCAGCAGCACCGCAGGGGUGUCACCGAACAGCUCCCCAGGAGCUCUCAGCAGCAGCUGCAGCAGCAGCCUGGGCCCUUGGGCAGAGGGCAGGCGAGAACUCGAGGGCUCAGAGAAAAGAGAAAAAGAGAAACUCCAGGGAGCCCUGGGCCCUCUGACGAAGGAGCUGGAAGAGGCCCUGGCUCUGAUGUCUGCAGAGGAGAAGAAAACCACAGAGUGGCAGGGGAAAGUGAAGAAUAGGAGAGAGAUGAUUGCAGGUGAAUUUAACAAACUGCACACACUGCUGAGAGAGGAGGAGCAGCUGCUUCUGCAGAGCCUGGAGGAGGAGGAAAGGGAGACUCUGCAGAAACUACAGGAAAAUGUCACCAAACUCUCCCAGCAAAGCUCCUCUCUGCAGCAGCUGAUCACAGAGCUAGAGGAGAAAUGUCAGCAACCAGUUGUGGAGCUGCUAAAGGAUGUGAAAAGCACAUUGAGCAGGAGUGAGAAUGUGAAGCUCCAGGAACCAGAAGCUGUUUCUACUCACCUGAAGAACGUGUAUAAAAUUUCCCUUGACAUGGGGGAAGCGCUGAAGAGAUUUGGAGUGGACGUGACUCUGGAUCCAGACACGGCAAGUCCCGGCCUCGUCCUGUCUGAGGAUAGGAAACGUGUGAGACUCGGAGACAAACGCCAGGAUCUGCCCAACAACCCUGAGAGAUUUGAUACGUACCCUGAAGUUCUGGGCGCUGAGGGGUUUGCGGGCGGGAGGCGUUACUGGGAGGUGGAGGUGGGAGACAAGCCAGGCUGGGAACUGGGGGUUUGUAGGGAAUCUGUGAGCAGGAAAGGGGAGAGCACAUUCUCACCUGGGAAUGGAUUCUGGGUCGUGUGGCUGGAGGAAGGGGAAUACAAGGCCGGCACCUCUCUCAGGACCCCCCUCCCCGUGAGCGUCAGGCCCAGCCGGGUGGGGAUUUUCCUGGACUAUGAGGCAGGCGAGGUCUCGUUUUACAAUGUGACUGACAGGUCCCAUCUCUUCACUUUCACUGACACCUUCUCCGGGAAGCUCCGCCCUUAUUUCUGUCCUGGUCUCAACGCUGGGGGUACAAACGCGGCUCCCCUGAUAAUCUGCCCGGUCCCAGCUCAGGCCGGAGGGAAUCUCGGUCCCGCUAAGUGGGACACAGGCAUUGGUAGCAGCCUGGUGUAUUGCAGCCUCCAGGAUUCCCCAGUGGCAGCAGCUGGUGCUGCCCCCUACACUCAUUUCAUGAGACCUGGCUCUGUCUCCCCAGGCCCCCGGGCUGUGACAAGAGGGGUGAGUCACUGCAGCUCAGCUCAGCUCAGCUCAGGGCCUGCUGGGAACAGGAGGAAGGAAACGCCCCAACUCCAGCCAAACAAGCUUCUCUGCUCUCAGGAAAGUGAAACUAAACUGCAGCGGCUGUUUCCCGUUUGCAGAGGAGCCAUGGCUGCCGGGGACCUGGCAGGGAGCUUCCAGGACGAAGUGACUUGCUCCGUCUGCCUGGAGUAUUUCACAGACCCGGUGACUAUUGAGUGUGGGCACAACUUCUGCCGGGCCUGCAUCAGCCAGUGCUGGGGGGAGUCGGAGUCAAACUUCUCCUGCCCCCAGUGCAGAGAAACCGCCCUGCAGCGAAACCUGCGGCCCAACAGGCAGCUGGGGAACCUGGUGGAGUUAGUGAAACGACUGAGGCUCCAGGCGGUGACAGAGCCCGAGGGGCAGAGAAUGUGUGAGAGGCACCAGGAGGCUCUGAAACUGUUCUGUGAAGAGGAUCAAACCCCCAUCUGUGUGGUGUGCGACAGAUCCCGGGCUCACCGCGCUCACACGGUGGUUCCCAUCGAGGAGGCUGCCCAGGAGUACAGGGAGCAAAUUCUGAGCCGCCUGCAGCAUCUGCAGGAGGAGAGAGAAGAGCUCCUGGGACUGAAAUCCGACUGGGACAAGGAAAGUGAGAGGCUCCUGAGGCAGACGGAAGUGGAGAGGCAGCUGGUGGUGUUUGAGUGCGAGCAGCUGCGCCAGUUCCUGGCUGAACAAGAGCGCCUCCUGCUGGCCCGGCUGGGAGAGCUGGACCAGGAGAUUGGGAGGAGGAGGGAGGAAAACGCCACCCACCUGUGUGAGGAGAUUUCCCAGCUCAGCGCCCUGAUCACAGAGCUGGAGGGGAAGUGUCAGCAGCCUGUGCCGGAAUUGCUGCAGGGUGUCAGAAGUGCCGUGAGAAGGGGCGAGAAGGUGAUGUCUCCACAUCCGGCUCCCAAGUCCCCUGAGCUGGAAAAGCGAAUCAGGGAUUUCCCUCGAGAGAACAAACUCCAGGAGGCUGUGACGGGAUUCCUGGAGGGGCUGGCUGCAGAGAGAGGACUCAGAAGAGCCCGAGGAUUCGCAGUGGAUGUGACUCUGGAUCCAGACACAGCAAAUCCCAACCUCGUCCUGUCUGAGGAUCGGAAACGUGUGAGACAUGGAGACGAAGAACAGGCUCUGCCUGACAAUCUUGAGAGAUUUGAUCCUUGUCCCUGUGUCCUGGGCGCUGAGGGGUUUGCGGGCGGGAGGCAUUACUGGGAGGUGGAGGUGGGAGACAAGACAGGCUGGGACCUGGGGGUUUGUAGGGAAUCUGUGCGCAGGAAGGGGCAGGUCACACUCGCACCUGAGGAUGGAUACUGGGCCGUGUGGCUGAGGGAUGGGGGAUACGAGGCCCUCACCUCCCCCUCAAGCCCCCUCCCCGUGAGCGUCAGGCCCAGCCGGGUGGGGAUUUUCCUGGACUAUGAGGCGGGUGAGGUCUCAUUUUACAAUGUGACUGACAGGUCCCAUUUCUUCACUUUCACUGGCACCUUCCACGGGAAGCUCUGCCCUUAUUUCUGUCCCUGUAACAACUCUGGGGGUACAAACACAGCUCCCCUGAUAAUCUGCCCGGUCUCAGCUCAGGCCGAAGGGAAUCUGUCCCUGACAGCAACAACGAUAGCAGACGCUGUCCCCUCCCAGUGCUGACCAUCCCCCAGGCCUGUUGCCAUGGGGAUGGUACAAAGGGCAUCACCUGCCUCCCCCCCCCCCACUUCCUCCUGUCAUGACCUUGGGGUUCAUUAAGCAACAAACCAGUGAAUGAGAAUAAAACAUAAAAAAAAAAAAAACUAGAGAGCUUCUGUGGUGACCAGCUGUGCACAGCUACCCUGUGUUCUCAACCCCACCUUCCAGGCAUAUAUCUAAAUCUCUGUAUUCCUAAUCCUGUCCCUUAUGAGGGAGCAGCUCUAAAUUAUAAUCUUCCACAAAGAUAUCACUGUGCUCUCCCUUCUUGAUCCCCAGCACCAGGCCUGUGAGCUGGGAGAGUGGAGAGGGGCAGAGAAGGAGGUGGCGAGCAGGCUAUAAGCUGUAGGGGGUGCAGGGGCAGAGGGACAUGCAAUGUCAAGGGUGGCUGUGUGGCCAAGGCUGGGGUGGGGAGGGGGCUGUAGCAGCAGGAAGAGAAGAGCCCAGGUCACAAAAGGAAGAUUCCAGGGAGCGGGGUGAGGAUGUGAUGAGAGGGGGAGGGGAGAGAGGCCAUAAGGAGGAAGACCCCUGGCCGAAAUGGCGGAGAGGAGGAGAUCCCAGUGUGGGUAGCGGGAGCUCUGAGAAGGUGGGUAGGGGGUUAUGGGAAUGGUGAAGGGGCAGAGUGGGCAGAAGGGGGGAUUCAGGAACAGAGAAGGCUGGAGCCAGGGGAGGAAGGGAUGUGAGGGAGAGAUCUGGGCCCCACCAGCAUUCUCAGUCUCUUGUUCUAGGGGAGUCAUUGAGUGUAUGGUGGCUCCCGACAUAGGGUGUCCGUCCUGUUUUUAACGGCACAGUCCUGUAUUUAAGCCCUAUGGUAGGUGUCCCGCCUUUUUUUUAAAAAUGGGCAAAUUGUCCCAUAUUUUCUGCUCCCCCUGCUGGUCAGUCAGCGCAGCCCCAGCUGUGUCUUGUUUGUGGCUGGCGAGCGAGUGUGGGCAGGCGGUGGCUCAUCAGUGAGAGCAUGUACUAGCCUCAGGCCAGGUGGAGAGGCAGGAAGAUGACACAUCAGGUAGCCCCUGUGCAAGAGGCUAGGAGUGUGUGUCUAUAAGGCACACUAUAUAAGGCCCUGGAAACGCCCCCCCAUUUUGUCUUCAGAUAGCUUAAAAGAUAACCUCUCCCCCCCCAAAGAGAUACCUGAAAGAAACUGGAACAAAGGUGAGUAACUGCAAGGGUGGGAGGGAUUGCUGGACUCAGACUAGGAAGGAGUCUAGUCUGUCAAAGAAGCUUAUUGGAACAUCUCUGAGGAUGAGAUUUGCCUGCAUUUAGUUUCCUACUGUAUUAGGCUUAGACUUGAGUGUUUUUGUUUUAUUUU